Messenger RNA from Acaulospora colombiana, 699 nucleotides. NCBI's taxonomy places the organism in Eukaryota, Fungi, Glomeromycota, Glomeromycetes, Diversisporales, Acaulosporaceae. The record is from the annotation of a GenBank genome assembly.
AUGGACGUAAAAGAAACUUUGGGGGUAGACGAAUGGAUAGCGGGACCCUCUCGAUAUAUAGAGAUCGAGAUGGUGUACUGGGGCAAAGAGACUGGAUUCUUGGGUAAUGUAAGAUGGGAGCAUGUGGCGGAGUGUGACCUUCCGCAUAGAGGUAGCGCCGACGAGCCCUGCAAAGAAGCCAGAGACGGCCAAAGUGGUGCAUCGACUGGUGAUUAUGGACUUGAUAUCGGAGACAUGUUGGCCUCUGUCAAGAGGUAUGCCCCCACACAUAUCCAGAAACAACGUAAAGUUGGCAGACCCCAAUCGUUCUGUAGCCUUUAUGAGGAACGAAAGGGGUCUUUUGUCACACUUUUUGCCUUUGAGACAGAGGUGAAGGUGAAGAAUGCUCCAGAGCAAUUGCGUCUCUUGUGCGACUGCAUGCCAUCGACGACUGACAUACAAGAAUUUGACUGGAAUCUCUUGAUUGCUGUGGUAAUAGUAGACGAAUAUCUCUCUCAGUAUCUCGAUUGGCAAUUGCUCGACGAAGCAGAGCUCGGCCAUAGUGCGACUGUCUUGUCAGAACCUUGUCAUGCCCAGGAGCCAGGUUGGCUCAAAGUUGACAAUCUGGAGAGGGUCAAGGACUGGCCCGAUUUGGACGCGGCGGUGGCACCGACCAUAGCACUGGAACGUGCCAUGUUUAUAGAUUUAAUCAUGAACUAG